This is a messenger RNA of Peronospora matthiolae, 594 nucleotides long. Lineage: Eukaryota; Oomycota; Peronosporomycetes; Peronosporales; Peronosporaceae. The record is from the annotation of a GenBank genome assembly.
AUGUACGAAGGGAUUGACAACCUGAAAUCCCUUUACGACCGUGCCGGGAAGACUUUCUCCGGCGGUCCUUCUGCGGCACAGGAUGUGCCGCGUCGUACUGCUCAACCAGACCCAGUACGUCGAUCAUCAGUUGGGAGCGGGGCUCCCAAGAAUCCCAGGACGGGGGAUAGCCGCGCCACCGGACGAGAUAACUCGUCCGACGUCCGUUCACGUCGCGGUGGUUCAACAGCUGCUCAACUAGAUAGCGCUGGCCACCGCGAGAGUCCUCUAAUGGAGAGCUUCUUUGAUCGCGUAACGCAAGGGUUACGCGACGAUCUCGAGCAUGAGCGGGACAGGCGUCUCCAAUUGGCGGACACUGUCUUGGAGCAUCGAGCUGAGUUUGCCUUUGCUCAGCUUGAGAACGAGAGAGCUCUGACACCUCUUCGUGACGAGCUAAGGGUAGCUCGUGGGAUUGUUGAUCGGUCUCGGGCUGAGAUAACUGCUCUUCAGACCCUUGUUGAUGCCCACCAUCGGGAGCACAAGGCUCUCUGCGAGAUGCUUGAGCGCAAGGGCGUUCUUCAUCGGAAGAAGCAGCGUACUGAUGGUACGGCUUAA